This is a messenger RNA of Manihot esculenta (cassava), 1423 nucleotides long. Its product is annotated as DJ-1 protein homolog E. The coding region runs from base 129 to 1313 and encodes 394 amino acids. The record is from RefSeq and is a predicted model, not a curated record. The transcript has 4 exons. NCBI's taxonomy places the organism in Eukaryota, Viridiplantae, Streptophyta, Magnoliopsida, Malpighiales, Euphorbiaceae.
UUGAAGCCCUCCACUCUUCCACUUCAUUUUCCUCCUACUUUCUGGGGGAAUAAAGCCUCAUGCUUUAUGAAUAAAUAGCUUCCUCCUGAUUCCGCAGUCUCACAGAUUCAAGUAAAAGGAUAGAAACCAUGGGUUCCGUUGCUCAAAAAUCAGCUCUCAUACUAUGCGGGGACUACAUGGAAGAUUAUGAAGUGAUUGUGCCCUUCUUUAUGCUUCAAUCCUUGGGUGUGAGGGUUGAUUGUGCCUCUCCCGGCAAGCGUUCCGGCGAUAAAUGCUUCACCGCCAUUCAUGAUUACUUGGGCUUUGAGCUAUAUACAGAAUUACAGGGCCAUUUCUUCACACUCAACGCAAACUACGAGGACGAAACUGUAGAAUCGUAUGAUACACUCAUAAUACCUGGAGGCAGGUUUACUGAGAUCCUCAGCGCUGAUGACAAGGUGAUCAGUAUGGUAAGAAGAUUUGCAGAAACAGGGAAGCCUUUAAUCACAAGCUGCCAUAGCCAACUCAUGUUGGCAGCAGCAGGACUCCUCCAAGGCAAGCGAUGCACUGCUUUUACCAGCUUGAAACCCAUCAUUGAGCUUGCAGGAGGCACCUGGUGGGAGCAGCCUGGUGUAGAAUCGGUUCUUGACAUUACUGCUUGUCUUAAGGACGGCAAUCUUGUUAGUUCUAUUGGGUGGCCAGGACACGGUGAAUAUAUGAGAGUUCUACUUGAGUCCAUGGGAGCCAAAAUUUCAAGAUCCCACAUGAAUUCAGUACUGGUUGUGUUAGCGGAUUAUGUAGAAGAUUACGAGGUAAAUGUACCAUUCCGGGCUCUACAAGGUCUGGGCUGCAAGGUUGAUGCAGUUUGCCCAAGCAAGAAAAAGGGGGAGAGCUGCGUUACCGCCAUCCAGGACGACGAGGGAGCCCUAGUAUGCAGCGAAAAGCGGGGCCACAACUUCGUAGUUAACGCUAACUGGAGUGACAUUUCCGUUGAUGACUAUGACUGCUUGGUGUUGCCUGGAGGCAGGUCCCCGGAGUUGCUGGUCAUAAAUGAGAAAGUGGUUUCUUUGAUCAAGGAAUUCGCUGACAGGGGCAAGAUCGUUGCAGCAAUUGGACAAGGGAAGUGGCUUCUGGCUGCUGCCGGUACUCUAAAGGGAAAGAGAUGCGCAAGCAGCCAUGGAAUGAAGGCCAUUGUAAAGGUGGGUGGUGGGGAAGUGGUGGAGUCUGAAGGGUGUGUGAGGCACGGCAACCUAGUGACUGCUAGUGGAUGGCCUGCUCUUCCAGCCUUUUUAACAGAGUUGACUAGAGCCCUUGGCUUGUCUGUGGUGUUCUGAAAUGGGAAAGGCUAGCUUUGGUUUCCCUUGUAUUUGUGCAAUGUUGAAUAAAGGAUGUAACAUUUGAAACGGUUUCAGAAUCAAAUGAAAUCAUACGUACGGUUCUUAUA